CGCAUCUCGCGUCGUCAUGGUCACAGUUGUCACGGUGACACUGGGGGAGGCGAACGGACCGGUUCCGCCCUCCACUGCAGCUGCAAGGCGGCCGUUGCAGGAGCGCGGGACCAUAGGCGCUGAGCAGAGCUGCCUCCAGCCUGGUUCCUCCCUCCUUCCGUGCUUCCUGACGCCUCGGUCCCCGGUGCUCGGAGGGCUGCCUCUCCCCUACGUAGCCAAGCCACGGCCUCGCUGACCCUCAGCCCGUCUGCGUGGCGGGGAGAGGUGGGAGGAGCUGCCACGCCCCGCAUCCGCACCCAGCCAUCUCCCGCCCCGUGCGGUGCCAGCUGCCCUGAGCCCACCUUGCCCUCUCUCUUUAAGCGCCAGGCACACCUGCAGCCAGUUCACCCUGCCCGGACCAAAGGGGGUGACAUUCGAGUGAUAGGCGGAGUGUCCCGUGGCUCCCGGCACUGACUUGGGACCCGGAAGGGACGUCUUUUGGUAAUUGUGGUUGCUUGAAGCUUGUCGCCCCCUGGCCUACCCGGGUAGGAGAGCAUGUGCUAGGCCUAUAGCACCGUGAGCCAGCCCAAGCAGUGUCUGUAGAACUGGCACUCUUAAUAGUUGGGCGAAAUGGCUAUGACACUAUUGGAAGACUGGUGCAGGGGAAUGGAUGUGAACUCACAGAGAGCUCUGUUGGUCUGGGGGAUCCCCAUGAACUGUGAUGAGACCGAAAUCGAAGAGACCCUCCGAGCUGCGAUGCCCCAGGUAUCCUAUCAAGUACUGGGGAGAAUGUUCUGGAGGGAAGAAAAUGCCAAAGCGGCCUUGUUAGAGCUCACUGGGGCAGUGGAUUACUCCCUGAUCCCCAGGGAGAUGCCAGGCAAAGGUGGGCUCUGGAAAGUGGUGUUUAAGCCCCCCACUUCCGACGCGGAAUUUUUAGAAAGGCUGCAUCUCUUUCUAGCUAGGGAAGGGUGGACCGUGCAAGAUGUUGCUCGUGUGCUUGGGUUUCAGAACCCUGCCCCAGCUCCAGGCCCGGAAAUGCCAGCAGAGAUGCUCAACUAUAUUUUGGAUAAUGUUAUUCAACCUCUUGUUGAGUCCAUAUGGUAUAAGAAGCUGACAUUGUUCUCCGGGAGGGACAUUCCCGGGUCUGGCGAGGAGACCUUUGAUUCCUGGCUGGAGCACUCAAAUGAAGUCAUAGAGGAAUGGCAGGUGUCGGAUAUAGAAAAGAGACGGCGAUUGAUGGAGAGUUUGAGAGGCCCUGCUGCUGAUGUCAUCCGCAUCCUCAAGACCAACAACCCUGCCAUAACCACCGCGGAAUGCCUGAAGGCCCUUGAGCAGGUGUUUGGGAGUGUGGAGAGCUCUAGAGAUGCACAGGUCAGAUUUCUGAACACUUACCAGAACCCAGGAGAAAAGUUAUCUUCUUAUGUCAUCCGUCUGGAGCCUUUGCUGCAGAAGGUAGUGGACAAGGGGGCCAUUGAUAAAGAUAACGUGAACCAGGCUCGCCUGGAGCAAGUCAUCGCUGGGGCCAACCACAGCGGGGCCCUCCGAAGACAGUUGUGGCUGGCCGGGGUUGCGGAAGGGCCCGCACCCAACCUCUUCCAGUUACUGGUGCAGAUUCGAGAGGAGGAAGCCAAAGAGGAGGAGGAGGAGGCUGAGGCCGCCCUCUUGCAGCUAGGCCUAGAGGGGCACUUCUGAGGCCCAGGAUUGGCCAGGCUGCCUUUGAUAACCCUGUGAAGUUUUUAGUCAGCCUGCCACUCAAAGUAAACACCCAGCCUCCUCCCGGUUCUGUUUUGUUUUCUGAGGGAUGGGAUAGGAAAGCGAGGCCGCAUAUUUCUGUAACAUUCACAGAAUUGUGUAAUUGGCAGGAGCUGCAGCAGUGAAAGUGGUUCAUACUGCCUAAAGUGAAUGCUUGAUGCCAGCCCUCCUGGGAACAUCUCUGUGAAGCUGUGACACUUCCUGUCAAGAUGGUUGCGAAGCUGCAAGUUCGGAUGCUAAGUAUGUGCCUGGUUCACAGGCUGGACCAAACUCAAAUACAAGUACAGACUCUUGUAUUUGUUACUAACACUGUGGAUAGUUUUACUGUAAAUUGUUCCUAGUUUAUAUCGAUGGAAAGAAUGUGAUUCUAUUAGAUGAUAUUACUCA
Messenger RNA from Mastomys coucha (southern multimammate mouse), 2118 nucleotides. RefSeq names its product PNMA family member 1 (gene Pnma1). The coding region runs from base 610 to 1671 and encodes 353 amino acids. The transcript has a single exon. The record is from RefSeq and is a predicted model, not a curated record. Lineage: Eukaryota; Metazoa; Chordata; Mammalia; Rodentia; Muridae.